Castor canadensis (American beaver) is the source of this 1766-nucleotide messenger RNA. RefSeq names its product eukaryotic translation initiation factor 2 subunit alpha (gene Eif2s1). Gene Ontology annotation, cellular component: eukaryotic translation initiation factor 2 complex; eukaryotic 48S preinitiation complex. NCBI's taxonomy places the organism in Eukaryota, Metazoa, Chordata, Mammalia, Rodentia, Castoridae. Gene Ontology annotation, molecular function: translation initiation factor activity; RNA binding; ribosome binding. The record is from RefSeq and is a predicted model, not a curated record. Gene Ontology annotation, biological process: translational initiation.
AAAGGGUUGCACUCCUUCUCCUCCGCUUUUCGUCUUCAGUCACAGCGCCACCUCAUGGUUGAGUAAAGCUUUGAGAGAGGACUCAUUCUUCAGGGAUAAGGAAUGAGUCCUACCACUUUCCGUGCCAUGAAGAUUACUUAGCAAAAUCAAGAGCGAGAAUAUCUCCUUUUUAGGUCCUGCUAUGGCCCAGGCGGCCUAGUUCUCGGAGGACCCAGACUCUAUGAUCAGUGAUGAAGACGGGCCUUUUCCGUCGGCGCUUGCGCAGUGCGAGGUGGUUCCGCAUGCGCGGUGGGGUUGGGCGCAGCGCACGCUGAGGAGGCUCGGCAGCCGGCGCGGGUGUAUCAAGUCUGAUCGCUUGGAUUAAAGAGCACGGCGUGGGACCCUAGUGCGGGAUUCACAUACAUACCUCAGAAUGCCGGGUCUAAGUUGUAGAUUUUAUCAACACAAAUUUCCUGAGGUGGAAGAUGUAGUGAUGGUGAAUGUAAGGUCCAUUGCUGAAAUGGGGGCUUAUGUCAGCUUGCUGGAAUACAACAACAUUGAAGGCAUGAUUCUUCUUAGUGAAUUAUCUAGAAGACGUAUUCGUUCUAUAAAUAAACUCAUCCGAAUUGGCAGGAAUGAAUGUGUAGUAGUUAUUAGAGUGGACAAAGAAAAAGGAUAUAUUGACUUAUCAAAAAGAAGAGUCUCUCCAGAGGAAGCAAUCAAAUGUGAAGACAAAUUCACAAAAUCCAAAACUGUUUAUAGCAUUCUCCGCCAUGUUGCUGAGGUGUUAGAAUACACCAAGGAUGAGCAGCUAGAAAGCCUGUUUCAGAGGACUGCCUGGGUCUUUGAUGACAAGUACAAGAGACCUGGAUAUGGUGCCUAUGAUGCAUUUAAGCAUGCUGUCUCAGACCCAUCUAUUUUGGAUAGUUUAGAUUUGAAUGAAAAAGAACGGGAAGUACUCAUUAGCAAUAUUAAUAGGCGUUUGACUCCACAGGCUGUCAAAAUUCGAGCAGAUAUUGAAGUGGCUUGCUAUGGUUAUGAAGGCAUCGAUGCUGUCAAAGAAGCCCUGAGAGCAGGUUUGAACUGUUCUACAGAAACCAUGCCCAUCAAGAUAAAUCUAAUAGCUCCUCCAAGGUAUGUGAUGACUACGACAACCCUGGAGAGAACAGAAGGCCUCUCUGUCCUCAAUCAGGCUAUGGCUGUUAUCAAAGAAAAGAUUGAGGAAAAGAGGGGAGUGUUCAAUGUUCAAAUGGAGCCCAAAGUGGUCACAGAUACAGAUGAGACUGAACUUGCGAGGCAGCUGGAAAGGCUUGAGAGAGAAAAUGCAGAAGUGGAUGGAGAUGAUGAUGCAGAAGAAAUGGAGGCCAAAGCUGAAGAUUAACUUUGUGGGAAACAGUCCAAUUUAAGGAACACGAAGCAGCCCUUCCUGGCUGUAAACCUUAGACUUGAAAGUUUUCCAGUAUUGAAAACUUCAAAGCCGAUUAUUUUUUAUUUCUAAGUAUUUAAAUGUUCCAACAGACCAGAACAUGAAAUGCCCUCCUAAAUGUCAGCUGCUUUCACACAAUGACUCCAAAACACUGAGCAUUUUUUUAAGGGAGUGGCUUGAUUUUACUAGAGCAAAUCUUUAAGAACAGUCCUAAAAUUGGAUUUGUGCUUUCCAUUUCUGAUGUGUCCCAAUUGGCACUCUUUGAGAUUUACCAGCAACACCCAACCCAAACAAUAGCAGUCCUAAUCUUCCAUAUAAAAUGUAUUCAAGCAAACAUCAAAUAAAUUUCUGGGAUAUUUAA